ACUGUGACGGGAGAUCAAGGGACCCUGGGGACUGGAGGCUCCUGCACUAUUGUGUGAGGCUGAGAGACACUGAAAGGAGCAGGGGAGACAGGCUGAGACGUCGCUGGAAGACAGCUGUGAUUGAGAACUAACUGUGGAACAGUAGAAGGGCCCCUGUGCUGAAAUCUACAAUGGCUUGUCUGCAUGACACACGCACUCCCUCGCCUUCCUUCGCCAGCCUUCUAUCUGAUGGCCCAAUUCGACGCCUAGACCCUGAUACCCCACCAGGUUGCACCCCUGAACAAGAGCUGACACCUACACAAUGUGUUUUGCGUGAUAUGGUUCGGACUGAAGGAGUUUCAACUCCCAAUGAAGACCCUUCAACCCCACUCACUCACAGUGUGCCUCAAGACCCACAAGAGCCAGAAGAUCGGGGCGGUGGAGGUGCUUCAGGUGGUCCAGGAGAUGACAGGCCAUGUCGGGCACUAGGAGAGGGACGUGUGCAGUGCCAAGCAGGAGUUGGAUUCCUCGGUGGGCUGUUUGGUUGCCUAAAACCGGUUUGGGCAAUGAUCGGAAAAACAUAUUCCACUGAACACAAGCAACAUGAAGAUGUUCUUUUCCAUGGUAUAGAGUCUUGGGAGGUCCCAUUUGAGGAGAUCCAGGACCUGCAGUGGGUGGGUAGUGGAGCACAAGGAGCUGUAUUCCUGGGAAAGUUUCAUGGUGAAGAAGUGGCUGUCAAAAAAGUGAGAGACAUUAAAGAGACCGAUAUCAAACACCUUCGGAAACUGAAGCAUCCCAAUAUCAUCACCUUCAAGGGUGUGUGCACACAAGCCCCCUGCUACUGCAUCUUAAUGGAGUUCUGUGCUCAGGGUCAACUGUAUGAAGUUCUACGGGCAGGAAGGAAAGUCACCCCAUCCUUACUUGUAGAUUGGUCCAUGGGCAUUGCAGGUGGAAUGAAUUACCUGCACCUGCACAAAAUUAUCCACCGUGACCUCAAAUCACCCAACAUGUUAAUCACAUAUGAUGAUUUGGUGAAAAUAUCAGACUUUGGCACCUCCAAGGAGUUGAGUGACAAAAGCACCAAGAUGUCUUUUGCGGGUACAGUGGCCUGGAUGGCCCCAGAGGUUAUACGUAAUGAGCCAGUUUCUGAGAAGGUGGACAUCUGGUCUUUUGGAGUUGUCCUUUGGGAGCUUCUGACUGGUGAGAUUCCGUACAAGGAUGUGGAUUCCUCGGCCAUUAUUUGGGGCGUUGGGAGUAAUAGUCUGCAUCUCCCUGUGCCCUCAAGUUGCCCUGAUGGUUUCAAGCUUCUCCUGCGGCAGUGCUGGAACAGCAAGCCAAGAAACAGGCCCUCAUUCCGGCAGAUCCUGCUGCAUUUGGAUAUCGCCUCCGCUGACGUCCUGUCCACCGCCCAGGAGACAUAUUUCAAAUCCCAGGUGGAGUGGCGUGACGAAGUCCGGCUGCAUUUUGAGAAAAUUAAGUCAGAGGGGACGUGUCUGCAGCGUCUGGAAGAGGAGCUGAUCUCAAGGCGCCGCGAGGAGCUCCGGCAUGCUCUUGAUAUCCGAGAGCACUAUGAGCGCAAAUUACAGAGGGCUAAUACGCUGUACGUGGAGCUCAAUUCUCUCAUGCUGCAGCUGGAGCUGAAGGAGAGAGAGCUGCUCAGAAGGGAGCAAAUCCUGGAGAAGAAAUACCCAGCCCUUCUUCGGCAGCAGCCCCGUCCCUCCAGCACGGUGGAGAAGCUCAUCAAAAAGAGGAAUGUGCCCCAGAAACUGUCCCCACAUGGAAAAAGGCCAGACAUUUUAAAGUCUGAAGUCCUACUUCCAAAAGUGGAUUCUGUCUUGUCUCCAUCGACCCCGACUGGUUGCCAGAAACUCCCUCCAUCCCCUGGACGUGGGCGCCGUGGAAAGCCACGUUACCGCAAGGCUAAAGACAUGGUUAAUUUGAGAGCUGCCGUUACUCCUGAACCCGCUCCCCAGAGCCAGACACCUCCAAGGGAUCCACACCCCCUGUCUUCUUCCAGUCCUGACCUACUAUGUACCCCUUUGGAGGCCGAGGCCCGUAGGGGCAGCCAAAGUGCAGAAUGCUCCCCUGUUCGCUCUCUGCCUGGACCUCCAAGCCCGGACUCUCCAUCAGGCCGUGCCGCAGGGGGCCGAGCGUCCAGAGCGCAGCACCUGACACCGGCAGCAAUGCUCUACAGGGCGGCUGUCACCAGGAACCAGAAGCGAGGUCAGUCGUCAGAAGAAGAAGAGGGGGAGGUGGACAGUGAGCUGGAGAUGGAACGAAGGCAGAGGUGGCAGACGGGGAUGUCCCAGCACCAGUCCCCUAGUUCAGAAAAUCUGUCCGAUGGAGAAGAAGGUAACACCACCGACCCCUCUCACAGCGUCACCCCCGAUGUGCUGAGCACCAACACAGAUGAGCGCCAAGAUGACCGAUCCGAGGAUCUUGUGUCCCAGAGUUCCGAGCCGCCGUUGGAUCUCCUGACCCAGUCUGACGGGCUUUCCGAAAAAGAAGCUGUUGUCCAGAAAGUGAAAUCUCAGCUUAGCAAUGAACAAACUGCAGGAGAGAAUGUGGGUCUGUACGAUGACUCUGAUUGCGACAGCACCGAACUCGACCAUUCUCUGGCUGCAACAACCUCAUGAUCCUACUGCAGAGAUACCUCUCACCUGUAUAUAAGGGAAAUAUUUAUAUAAAUAAUAUCUAUAAAUAUAAUACAUAAUAUGUGAAUAGACUGAGCCACACCAUGAUCCUCUCUUACCCCACUCCCAGCACACACCAGUCC
Molecule: messenger RNA, 2755 nt
Organism: Spea bombifrons (plains spadefoot toad)
Lineage: Eukaryota; Metazoa; Chordata; Amphibia; Anura; Pelobatidae
Gene: MAP3K12
Product: mitogen-activated protein kinase kinase kinase 12
Exons: 14
Coding region: 171-2615 (814 amino acids)
Biological process (GO): protein autophosphorylation
Molecular function (GO): JUN kinase kinase kinase activity; ATP binding
Source: RefSeq, a predicted model, not a curated record